AUGCACAUCAUCAAACCCGAAUGGGUAUGCCAUCAUGAUGAAAAGGGAAAGAAGGCGCCCAUCUAUUCUUUACAUGUACAUCCAGAUGGGACACGGCUGGCCACUGGAGCUCAAGAUGCCAAAGUAAAAAUAUGGAGUCUGGCGCCAAUUAUCGAUGCAAAUCAGGAUCAGGAUCCAGAGGCAUGGAAACAUCUUUGUACAAUGUCACUACACAAUGGCGCUGUACUUUGUGUAAAAUGGUCAAACGGAGAAGGUACAUAUCUUGCAACAGGGUCCGAUGAUAUGAUUGUGAUGAUCUGGCAGUUGGACAGAUCUUCAGAUGCAUGGGGUGGCACAUCCUUUGGGAACUCUGAUGGACCUAAUGUGGAGAAUUGGCGUGCAGUAAAACGACUUUCUGGACAUGAAUCAGAUGUCACUGAUGUUGCAUGGUCACCCGAGAAUUCAUAUUUGGCAUCAGCAGGACUGGACUCGAAAAUUAUCAUUUGGGAUGGAAGGACAUUUGACCGCAUCAUAUUACUAGACCAGCAUCAAGGAUUUGUAAAAGGUCUCACUUGGGAUCCUGUCGGGAAAUACAUGGCAUCACAGUCUGAUGACAAGACAGUCAAAAUAUGGAGAAUAACGGACUGGGAAGUGGAGGUCGAGAUCACAGAGCCAUUCUUACAGUCUUCAGGGACAACUUUUUUUAGGCGUCUGAGUUGGUCUCCUGAUGGCGGCCAAAUCGCUACAGCAAAUGCAUUCAACGGAUCAAUACCAGUGGCAGCAGUUAUUUCUAGAGACACCUGGAAAGCCGAUAUUUCGCUCGUUGGUCAUAGUGCGCCUAUCGAGGUGGUCGCAUUCAAUCCUUUGCUUUUCAAAUACACUGACAGCACCGGAAACUCUGGAUUCACAUCCAUUUGUGCAGUAGGGAGUCAAGAUCGAGGACUCUCUGUAUGGAGAACUCAUGAGCCUAGACCGUUCGUAGGCAUUAAAGAGUUAUUUGAUCACAGCUUUUUGGAUUUCAGUUGGGCACCGGAUGGACAAUCUCUUUUUACGUGCUCUUAUGAUGGGACGAUCGCAGUCUUACUUUUUCAAUCCGAAAACCUAGGGGAGGCUGUACCGGCAGAGGAGCGGCAUCGAUUACUAGCAAAAUAUGGUUAUGAGAGACGUGGAGAGAUCAUGGCAGAGACACCGGUUCAACUGGCAAUGGAGGAACAGCUGAAAGAAAGUUCUGCAAAGUCAAGGAUGGAUGAACUAAUGCAGCAUGAAUCCUCCAUGGAAGGAGUCACUUCAACGUUUGCUACACCCUCAGAUCCGAGUGUCUUUGCGAAUGCAGCAGCAGCAGCAGCAAUAGCGGCGACCAAUGGAACAUCUUCAACACCUUCGUCAUCUUCAACUACAUCUUCAUCAUCAUCUAUGCCUUCACGGCCAAUACAAACACAUAUUGUGGCAAGCGAACAAACCGUUACAUUGACGAGCGAUGGAAAGAAACGGAUUAAACCUUUGUUUUUGGGGAAUGGCAUGGGGACUGUGCCAGUGACCAGACCUCAGCCCCCGCCAGUCAGCCACGCAGCUGUAAGUCAUAUUUUUGGAUCAAACAUCAACAGCAUGAAUCAUGUGGAGCGCGGAGAGCCCUCGAUGGCAAUACCUGAUGGAGGAAUUCCUUCUGUUGUCGUUGGAAUGAAGCGUAAGGAGAUUAAUGGUGGAUCCUCUACCGGAGGACCUUCGAAAAAGGGGCCAGAGACGGUAAAAGGCAAGGGUGGAUCAGGCAAGGUGGAGGAAGAAGUUGUCACAAGGAUACCGAUUGCUUCACCAUUGCUUUCGGUUUCAAAGGUACGGCUAGGGGUCCCUAAAGUCCGAUCUCAUAUCACCAGGAACAGGGCAGGUCUGGAGUGUCACAAUAGUCUUUCAGGAGAUCAUCCAUCCAAAGUCAUCUACAGUCAGAAAGGGGCAGUGAUAUGGGUCGAUUACCUGCCAUCUUCAGUGUUGCUUAUGACUGGAAAUUCACGCUUUAGUGCAGUUGCGUGUGAAGACGCUGGGGUCUAUGUGUACUCUCCAGCUGGACGGAGGCUAAUGCCCUGCCUAAUCUUGGAGUCGGCCGCAACACUGAUGGAAUGUGAUGGCGAAUAUCUGAUGGUCCUUACAUCAUGUGGACUUGUUCAUUCAUGGAAUGUUAUUCAACAGAGAGCCGUUCUAUCCUCCAUCUCCAUUUCACCGAUCCUACAAUUGACCGCUCAUGCUGCAGAUUCUCCAUCAAGUUCAGUCUCUAUCAGCUCAGCAACAGUGCGUCAGAAUGGUUUGCCUUUGCUUACAACGUCCUCAGGUCAAGGUUAUACGUAUCAUGAGAUGAUGAGAACUUGGGUGAAGGUUGUUGAUCCUUGGUUUGCCAUAUCAUCCUUCUUUGGAACGGAUCCAAUGUUGGGUGGUCGUGACUCCUUUGGAGAUAUCGCAGCGCCUUCUGUCUCUCAAAAGAAAGGCAUCCUCUCACAACUCCAGGCUGCAGCCACGGGUGGACGUCUCGAGAAGGAUGUGGCGUUUGCACAGGAGCUCUUGAAUGUCGAAGAUUCGGUACAAGGCGUCGUCACCUUGACACAUCUCGAGAAUCAAAUGGCAGCGGCACAAGUCCUAGGGUCAUCUACUGAGUACAAACAAUGGUUGCGAUGUUAUGUCCAAAGACUUGCAGAUGAGAGCUCGGUAGCACGUGUGGAAGAGCUCUGUAAAUUCCUUUUGGGACCCGUGUACCAAGGAGGUGACAAGUCAGGAUGGCAACCGACUAUCCUAGGAUUCCAGAAACAUGAGUUGCUACGAGAGUUACUUCCUGUGCUAAGCUCGAAUAGGUCUUUGCAACGGAUUGUAAAGGAGUAUCUGUCGGGGCUAGAGAUGGUGGCGAAGGCAAAGCAAAGUGCCACAGCAGCACCAGACACGUCCAAAGCCUCAAGCUAG
Molecule: messenger RNA, 2919 nt
Organism: Lobosporangium transversale
Lineage: Eukaryota; Fungi; Mortierellomycota; Mortierellomycetes; Mortierellales; Mortierellaceae
Product: WD40-repeat-containing domain protein
Exons: 14
Coding region: 1-2919 (972 amino acids)
Biological process (GO): chromatin remodeling; regulation of DNA-templated transcription; DNA-templated transcription
Cellular component (GO): HIR complex; nucleus
Molecular function (GO): protein binding; nucleosome binding
Source: RefSeq, a predicted model, not a curated record